UUUAGGAUGAGCACUUAUUUGAAAUUGUGCGUUACCGCUCCGUUGUUACCCUAAUCUCGAACAUUUGUUGCUACAAAUUGUUAUGAACUGCUUACACUAGUUAAUUUCAGAUUUUCACUUGCUUUCCUUUCAAGCUUUCCUUACACACUUCUACAAACGCUGUCUCAGUACCCAAACUUCCUUCAGAUCAGGUAAAAAAAAAUCUACAGCCUUUCGAAACAUAUGAGCAGGAAUACCAAUAGGCUUAGUUGUCUGUCUUGUUAUAAACGCCGCCGUAAAUGUACAAAAAGUAGUGGCUCAGACUAUGCUAACUGUGUAAACAAGCAAACCCUAAACGAUACUAGACAGACUGACCAAGAUGGAAGUGCUAAGGAGACUUUAUCUCUAUCAACUAUUAGUCACACUCCGGGUGCUGGGGACGGGGGUUCAGCUAGUUUAGGCGACUGGUCUACGGUUCACCAACUUGAUGGAAUUGAUGCUUCAAAAGUGAAUUUAUUAUGUGAGGGCAGCAGCAACAACACGUCAUCCGUAUUAGGCGUUCUCAACAGAGUAGAGUUCUGUGAUCGUUUAGAAAGCAUAGUUCUUCGGCUUGAAAGGAUAGCACAAACAAUAACACCAGAAAAAACUCCUGGACUGGUUGCUUUUGAACUGAUUAUUGCUAAUAGCCUUAAAAAUUAUGUCGCAUGUAGUAAAAAGUUGGGAGGAAACAUACAAUCUCAGUCAUUAUGUGUCCAAAACGCUUUCGGCUUCGUCAGGGAUCUCAUUGAACUAUCCAACAUUUAUAGCAAACCAACUGAAGUGGAUAUGGAUGUUCACUUAAAGCCUCUUCAUUUUAAGAUGAUUGAAAUAGCAAACUUCAGGGUUGGAGCUAUGUCCGUACGGAAGUGUCAGCUAUCAACCAUUGCAGAUUCUGUCCUUAUACUGAAUUGGGUUGGGUCUUCUUCAGCAUCGCAGUACGUUAAAGAAUUGAAGGACUCAACAUGGUUGAACGCUAACAAAGUCUUUCAGUAUUGCCGUGAGAGCCUUCCUGAACAUGUUGAGUGGUUACGCUCAUGGCUUUCUUGUCUGGAUGAAUUGUGCGUAGUUGUUGGAGAGCAUUUUCCAUACGGUCUAAAAUGGAAUAAAAAUGGUCCCAAACUACCCUUACCAACUGUUGAAAUACGCCCAAUUCAGUCUUUGCAAGAGGGUCGUACCAAUACACAUGAAAGAACUUCAAAAAAGGCUUUUCAUCCCAAAUUAUCAGUACAAUCACAACCGGAUCCAGUUGAUGUCACUAAGUUGUUUGCUGAAUUAGCAAAUGCUCAUAAGAAUUUACGCCAUAUCAGUGUAUCUGAUAUACUCUGAUAAUGAGGAUUCUAGUAAAUAUACCUUAAAAAUGUAUAAAAGUCAGUUGGUCCAAGUGUGAUAGUUACAGUCACACAUCAUUUGACUUCGCAACCUACAAACUGUGCCUUAUUUCAGGGGGAAAAAGUUUCGUCUUAUGACUGAUCUUCUGUUGUGUUUUCAUAUUUACUCGAAAAUAACCAUACAUUUCACUUCAUUAUAUCAUGCAUUUACACUAUUGCUUGUUUAUCCUUUUAAUUAUAUACGGAUACUUUUUGUUCUGCUUUUUUUGCUUUCUUUCAAUUUAUCAUUAAAAUAGAAGAAAAAGGAAAGCAAGAGUUUUAAAUUAUUCCACUUUUAUUGAUUUCAAGUAAUGUAUAAUUAGUUUGUUUUUGUGUUUCGAAAACAUUCACAAAAUUAUUAACAACUAAUAUAUAUCUUGUGUGGUGGAUGUGCAUGCAUUCUGCAUGUUUUCUCAUUUCGUCUUACAGAUGAAUUUCUAAAUACCUGUCUACGCAUCACUCUUUGUGCUAGUAGAUAUAGAUAGACACACAAAAAAUGGGUUGUACACGUCAGUAUGUCAAGAAAAAUAGGAAUGGUUAAAUACAACAAUGUGGUUUUC
This is a messenger RNA of Schistosoma intercalatum, 1945 nucleotides long. NCBI's taxonomy places the organism in Eukaryota, Metazoa, Platyhelminthes, Trematoda, Strigeidida, Schistosomatidae. The record is from the annotation of a GenBank genome assembly.